CUAUGGGCCUGUACAUGCGUCAUGCUGUCCGCCAUUUUGCGGCAGUCAAUCGUCAAGAUAUCAGCAAGCAUGCCUUAUCACUGCCCUGCUUAUUGUUGUAAAAAUCGACAAACUGCCGAAAACAAAUUGCGUGGGAUUACCUUUCACAGGUUUCCCACUGAUCUCAAAUCGAGGAAGCGGUGGGAAUUAGCCCUGCGAAGAGAGGCGUUUACGGCCAGUCCGUCAACCAGACUCUGUAGUCAGCACUUCAGAAAGGAGGACUUCGACAGGACUGGUCAAACUGUUCGAAUCAGGGAUGGAGUUGUUCCAUCUGUCUUCAACUUUCCAACACAUCUACAAAGACCAGUAGCAACCAGGACAAGCUUGACAUCAAACAAGGCAAACACAGCAACAUCUCCAAGCCCGUCAGCUUAUUGUUCUCCUCCUGUGGCAGUGGCAGAACCUCAGAAUGACCUCAGUCUUGACCACUCUUAUGCACUGCCCACAUGUCCUGCUGCUAUGAAAGCCAGACUCGGCAAAGCUUUGGCCAAGGUAGAAAGUCUGGAAAGAGAGAAAAGAAAUGCUAAAGAUCGAGAACGGAGGGCAAAGAGCGCACUUUGUGGUCUUCUGGACGAUCUGAGAGGGAACAACCUAAUAGAUAAAGAGCUUAAAAAGAAAGCUAGACUCGUACUCAGUUCACCUCCUGCCAAAACAGGACCAAGAAUUCACCAAGAAGAAGAGGGAGUUUGCCCUCCCUCCACCGACACGCCCCUAAAGCCUACUGUUACCCGCGAGAGUCUCUGCACUUAAAUCUCCCGCAUCAACAUACACUGCAAAGGUACUUGUCAUUGGGUGCAUAAUCAACAUAAUACUGUAGCAGCUUCAAAAUAUGUGAUUCAUCGCUUCGGCCAGGAUCGAUUCAACUUUAUCAGGGCAACUGGGGCCUGGAAUAACAACUCAUCGGCAGGCCAAUACCGCCUCCCCAUGGUCCAUUGUGGUGUCUUCUAACGUGGCGGCAGUGGACGGCACUGUCCCUGUCUGCUGUUACGUUUUCUUCAGCUCCAGCCGGUUCACCAGCUUCCAAAAGAACCGGAAGACCUCCCCCUCAAAGGUUAAACCGUCGGUCAGAACGAGGGCAAAACCAGUGUCCUCUCAACCGGUUUGUCCGUGCAUACAGGACAGAUGGCAUCACAUUGCAAAAAUGACAUUGUAACACUAAAAUGACAAAUUUGGUAUUCAAGGUAAAGGCUGUGUAAUUAGUCCUUUUCCAAGGUUUGAUUGUAUUUAUUUAUUUUUAAGAUGUAAUUACAUAAUCGGUUUAAUGGGCAGCUGUUAUACAUCUGUAAAUAUUAAAUUGUGUAUUUUAUUUUUGUUGAAAAAAAAAUUAAAAAAUGUAUUCCUUGUG
This is a messenger RNA of Entelurus aequoreus (snake pipefish), 1384 nucleotides long. Its product is annotated as THAP domain-containing protein 6-like. The record is from RefSeq and is a predicted model, not a curated record. NCBI's taxonomy places the organism in Eukaryota, Metazoa, Chordata, Actinopteri, Syngnathiformes, Syngnathidae. The transcript has 7 exons. The coding region runs from base 22 to 789 and encodes 255 amino acids.